Molecule: messenger RNA, 498 nt
Organism: Camelina sativa (false flax)
Lineage: Eukaryota; Viridiplantae; Streptophyta; Magnoliopsida; Brassicales; Brassicaceae
Product: F-box/kelch-repeat protein At2g43270
Molecular function (GO): protein binding
Source: RefSeq, a predicted model, not a curated record
AUGUCGGAAGAAGAACAAAACCCUAAUCCGAAGAUCUUCUACCUAGUUCCCGAUCUACUGGAAGAAAUCAUCCUUCGAUUACCGUUGAAAUCCAUCCGCAAAUUCAAAGCCGUCUCAAAAGGAUGGAGAUCAAUCGUGGAAUCGAAGAGUUUCGUGGAGAGGCGUUCGCGUAUGAGUCUUCAACAGAGCCGCCGCCAAAUCCUUGCUGCUGGAGGAGUAGAACGGAGGAGCGAGUCGCGAUUCCAAGGUGACGAAGAGGUCGAUGUGGUCUACCUACACUGCGACGACGUCACACGACCUUCGCUGACAUGUGACGGUUUAGUUUGCAUCCCCGUACCGGGUUGGGUCAAUGUUCUGAACCCUUCCACCGGAGAUAUCAUUAGAUUCCCUUCCGGUCCUGAUCCAGUGACCCGCCGCUAUUCAGACAUACUAAAUCAAUUCACAGACGAAUUGAUUGGUUUAGAAGAAUUGAAAAUCACCUGUAUGAAGAAUUGGUAA